This is a messenger RNA of Peromyscus eremicus (cactus mouse), 2939 nucleotides long. It is a transcript of the gene Jam2, whose product is annotated as junctional adhesion molecule 2. Bases 95 to 988 code for a protein of 297 amino acids. The transcript has 10 exons. NCBI's taxonomy places the organism in Eukaryota, Metazoa, Chordata, Mammalia, Rodentia, Cricetidae. Gene Ontology annotation, biological process: leukocyte tethering or rolling. The record is from RefSeq and is a predicted model, not a curated record. Gene Ontology annotation, cellular component: tight junction; cell surface; protein complex involved in cell adhesion.
UGCUCCACCACCCCGCCAAGUGCUGGGGGCCCGGCCCGCCUGUCACGCUCCAGCGGGGGACCCUCGGCUACGCAGCCAGCUGGCGCUCGCGUAGAUGGCGAGGAGCCCCCAAGGCCUCCUGAUGCUGCUGCUGCUGCACUACUUAAUGAUCGCCCUGGACUAUCAUAAGGCAAAUGGAUUUUCUGCAUCAAAAGACCACCAUCAAGAAGUUACAGUAAUAGAGUACCACGAGGCUAUUUUAGCUUGUAAAACCCCAAAGAAGACUACUUCAUCUAGAUUGGAGUGGAAGAAACUGGGACAGGGUGUCUCCUUGGUCUACUAUCAACAGGCUCUCCAAGGUGACUUUAAAGAUCGAGCUGAGAUGAUAGAUUUCAACAUACGAAUCAAAAACGUUACAAGAAAUGAUGCUGGAAAGUACCGCUGUGAAGUCAGCGCUCCAUCUGAGCAAGGCCAAAACCUGCAGGAAGACACAGUCACUCUAGAAGUCUUGGUGGCUCCCGCAGUUCCUUCAUGUGAAGUACCCACUUCUGUUCUGAGUGGAAGUGUUGUAGAGCUACGGUGUCAAGAUAAAGAAGGAAACCCAGCUCCUGAAUACACAUGGUUUAAAGAUGGCACCAGUUUGCUAGGAAAUCAAAAGCUUGGCAAACACAACAGCUCAUACACAAUGAAUACAAAAUCUGGAAUUCUGCAAUUUAACAUGAUUUCCAAGAUGGACAGUGGAGAAUAUUACUGCGAAGCCCGUAAUUCUGUCGGACACCGCAGGUGUCCUGGGAAAAGAAUGCAAGUAGAUGUUCUCAACAUAAGUGGCAUCAUAGCAGCUGUAGUAGUUGUGGCCUUCGUGAUUUCUGUAUGUGGCCUUAGUGUAUGCUAUGCUCAGAGAAAAGGCUACUUUUCAAAAGAAACUUCCUUCCAGAAGGGUAGUCCUGCAUCGAAAGCCACUCCAAUGAGCGAAAAUGAUUUCAAGCACACAAAAUCCUUUAUAAUUUAAAAGAAUUCCACUUUCAAGAUGCACCAAAACCACAGCUGUCACACAAGUUAUUAAAAUAUUAUAAAAAUCUGCUUUGUCUUACAUUUGCAAAGAGAUGGAUGAGGAGAUGACAUCAUAACUUUUAUGACCUCUAAUUCACCUGAAAUUGUUAUUUUAAGCAGAGUUCUUGCCAUCACCUAAAGUACAACCUGGUAUCUUGUGUCUGAACUAAAGAGAAGGGAAAUACCUGGUAAUAUUCAGUUUUGUGGAAUGCAAAUGAACGUCAAUGAAAGUCUAAGUUUAGAACUUCAAUAGAUCAUACUGACUGCGAAGCUAAUCCACGAGGAGAGUAUACACUGCAAGUGCUCUCCGUGCGAGAGUGGCUUAUGUGUUCAGGAAGUACUCUGAAGGAUGGAAACUCUGGUCUCAAAAUUCCCACCAGAACCUUCUUCUUACCUCCAAAUAACCCUUAUUCCCGUGGUCCCUUGUCUCUAAUAUAUCCAUCUGUACAGGAAGUCCAGGGCUGGGUCUUCCGCCCAAGGAUUUGUACUUUGUGUUUACUUUCACCUCGCAGAACCAAAAACAACACGAAUGGAGCUGCUUGCUGCUAUUUCCAUCUCCUGAGACUCCCUUGGAGAGCUCAGGGACCCGGACAUCAGAACGCACUACUGGAACCUACACAACUUCGGAGACACCUUUCUCGGCAUGAAUGGUGAUCUCCCAUCUAUCCCUAAAAACAAUUCUGCGCUGGGCUAGUCCCUCACUGCUGAAGAUAAGGGGUUGCCAAUCUGCUUCUAAUGGAAACAGGACAUGGGGGAGAGAAGCGUUUGCCCUAUAUAUAAAAUGUAAACAAAAGAGCUCAUUUUCACUCCCAGCUUGCUUGAUACAGCAAAGGCACAUGAGAAACCAUGGCUGAUGGUUUCUAAUGGGUCUAAUGUUUUCUGAACUGUUUAACCACAAAGGCCAGCGGCUGAUGUCAGAAUAUGAAAUUCCCAGGGCUCAACAGUAAAACCAGUCCUGUUUGGGACUGGUUUGCCCAUACUGAAAACAAAAUGUAACUAGGGAUGUCUAGUUCUAGGUAAUAGCAUGAGAAGGUCAUUUGUCAGCUUUAAACAUGGUUAAAUUGGCGUCAAAAGAGUUUGUUCUUUCUACCCAAAAAGCAAAGCAGAUUCUUGGGAUUCACUGAACAAACGGAGUAGGUUGUUACUGAGUCCCUGUAGUGAUCAGGUCACUGAGGAGUUGCCCCAGUACUGCCAUACUGCUCCCCUGUAACUGUGUGGCCUUCAAUCCUUCUCAGCAGACUCCUUCCUAAAGGUCUCACUUCUGUAAUAUGCUCUGCUCUCAAGGUCAGAGGCACACUUAGUGGAGCCAGCAAACUCUACAAACAACAACACAGUAGAUACUUUAACUCCCAUGCUUCCUGUUGCGACCACUCGUUUCUGUCACACAAUGAAAACAGGCAAGUAAGUGUGCCUCUGUUCCAAGAAAACACAACUCACAAAACCAGUGACAGGGGUGGGAUUUACCCACAGGGACAAUCUCCUCAUUCCUGGUAGCAAAUGACAAACAGACACCUGUGGUGUAUAAGAAAUCAGGGUAAAUGUUGCCUAUGCCCUGACUCUGAGACUUGCUUUGAUAGGAAGAAUGCUGUCCUUCUGCAGUGCCAAGUAGACAUACAAUCUCAAGGAUGCCUCUUCAGGCCACACACCACCAUCACAAGAUCAACUGCUUCAACUUCAAUGACACAAAGCCACAGUGUGAGAGGACAAUUAUGUAGUGCCUUAACUUCACUAAUAGAUGAAAAGCUUCCUGUCAACACACUGAAGCCUAGAUUCCAUUUAUGUGAUGUAAAAAUCUAACAAAGUCUGUGCCAAAUACCUAUUAUACAUUAUUAACUAAAAUACUGUACACAGCUAAGCAGAGAUCACUGAAUAAAGAAUACUUUCUUGUACACAAAGGCUGUAACUGCAAA